Messenger RNA from Paramacrobiotus metropolitanus, 1415 nucleotides. Its product is annotated as dehydrogenase/reductase SDR family member 7B-like. The coding region runs from base 227 to 1222 and encodes 331 amino acids. Gene Ontology annotation, cellular component: membrane. The record is from RefSeq and is a predicted model, not a curated record. The transcript has 6 exons. Gene Ontology annotation, molecular function: oxidoreductase activity. Lineage: Eukaryota; Metazoa; Tardigrada; Eutardigrada; Parachela; Macrobiotidae.
UGCAUUGCGUCAAGCAAUAUUUGCAUUAAUAUUCUGCAGAUUCGUUGAUGAUUUUUGUUUAACUAGCGAUGCAGUCAUUUUUUACAGCGAAAACCAGAAAGCGCUGUCUCAUGUUGUAGACUGGUCUCCCGUGUUAUUGACUUUAAGUUUACAGCAGUAUAGCUCAGAAGUUAUAGCUGCGAUUCAAAUUCUGGAAUUAUUGACUAUUGAAUAUUGAUUUUCCACGAUGAGUCAACAAAAUCUGACAUUUUUCCGCUAUCCCCCUUCAUGGCUCACGGAUUCCUUUUUAGCGGGGAUCGGAGUGAUUUUUGCCGCCGGUGCCAUCACUAUCUGGGGCCUGAAGAAACUGAUUUUCACCCGCGCCGUGGGCAAUCGGUCGUGGUACGAUUUAUCGGGAAAAGUCGUGUGUGUAACGGGCGCCACGGGCGGCCUGGGCAAAGCCUUAAGUAGCGUUUUGAUUGCGCGGGGAGCGAAAGUGAUCGUCACGGGGCGCAACGCGAAGGCGCUGGCGGAACUGAUCGAUGAGCUGAAGCACGUUCCAGAGCAUCAGCUGCACAAUCCCACAGUUUAUAAUCCGGUUGGUGUGGAAUUGGACCUGGGGAAUUUGGACAGUAUACCCGCAAAGGCAAGGGAAAUUCUGUCGCGAUACGGACGAGUGGAUGUGCUGAUUCAUAAUGCUGGUCUCAGCUCGCGGGGGGCUGUCAUGGAGACAGGCAUCGAAUUGGACAAACAGCUGAUGACCGUCAAUUAUUUGGCGCCGGUGGCGCUGACCAAAGAAUUACUGCCACCGAUGGUGGAAACAGGAGAUGCCUACGUUGUCGCUAUCGGUAGCGUCCAAGGAAAGAUGACAUUGCCCUUUCGAUCGCCAUAUGCGGCAUCAAAGCACGCUUUACACGCGUUUUGUGAGUGUCUGCGAGCGGAAGUGCAGCACCAGGGCGUCAGCGUGCUGGUGGUCAGUCCCGGAUACAUCCGCACCGGUUUAUCGCUGAACGCGCUGACCGGAGACGGCGCGCGAUACGGAAAAAUGGAUGAAACCAUCGCCACGGGUAUGGAACCGCUGGCAGUGGCCGAGGAAACCAUCCGCAGCAUUGAACAUCGCCGGAUGGAUGUGCUGAUCUGCGGUUUCCUGCCUACGUUGGGUAUCUACAUGCGGACACUUUGGCCUUCACUGUAUUUCCUCACCAUGCGCCGUCGUGCUGAAAAGGCACUGAAAAAGGCUUAAGACGGUUACACCGUCACGCUUUGAGCGUAAAAAGUAUAAACACCACGUUCCUGUUUUAGCAUUCCGAGUGCCGUUUAAUGGUUUUAAUAAUUUUAACUGUUUCGUGAUUAUGUAUUCUUCAAGUCUGGUGAACCGAAAUUGUGGUACUCACUAUUAAAUGCGUUCGUCCGACAAGUGGCACUGAACGACUGAA